AUGAACUUUAAAACGGUUCAACAUCUGAUAAACGAACACAUGAGCUCCACUAAAAUCAUUGGUAUAACUUUUACUGACACUCAAGUCAGUCUAUCUCAUUUUGGUCAGAAUACCGUUGACGUAUCUUGUUUUUCCCAUUCCGUAAGUUCAAAGCCUUUUUGUUUUUACUAUAAUGGUAGUAAAUUAACCUUUUUUGAAGAUGCCAAAACGAAAGAGGGGUGUAUUAACUAUCUUUGUGAAUUAGACGCUUUGGAACAGAAAAUCAACAGAAACUUCGAUUUACAAAAUUUAGUCCAAGACAUCUACGGGGUCUGGGCCCUUUUGAUCUCAAAACUCAAACUUCUUAUAACGGACGUUUUUGCGUGUCCUCUUCGCUAUGUUGUAUGUCUCCCGACGGGUAGUGACUGUCGUCUAGAAAGUGUAGUAAAGACUUCAUUUAGCACGAAUGAAAUGGAGGUGAUCAAAAUAGUUCAUGCGAAUUCAGUCAUUGGUCUUCAAUUUGCGCGAACGGUACUUUUGCGACAAAAUGUCGAGCCGAAAGUAGUCGCGUGUGUUGUGACGGAUGACUUUUGCACGACGGUGACGGUGUUCAUGUGCGACACGUUUAAUGUGAUUGAGUUGUACUCGAGUCGCCUGAAUGUUGGUCAAAAUGUCUUUGCGGCACUUCUGGCGACUUUUCUGUUUCAUCAAGAAGUGAAGAAAGAUCGCGACACGUGGAGUCAAUUUCUAAUUAAUAAUGAAAAUCCCUUAUAUUCCUGUAUCUCAGCGUUUUAUGAAGAGAAGUUAGACUCUGUGUAUUUCAAGUCGUAUGAGGAGGAGUGUAUUAAAGUCGAACGCAAUGAUAUAGCAGACCUUUUCAAUAGUGAAGUCGUCAAAAUAUUUCAAUUCUGUGAUAAUGUCAUUCAAAAGGCAUUAGAAAUGCUACAAAAUUUGAAUUUAACAUCAGACGACGCACUCUCACAAUUCAGAAAUGCAGCGCUCGACGGAGUUAAAGUCGAGUUUGCAGGAGCACAUCAAAAUUGGUUUGUAACAGACCAAUUUGCUGGGAGGUAUACAAUAGUCGCCGGCGUCACCGCGAAAAAUGUGAUAUCGGAAGGCGUCGGCUUUUAUGUUCGGAAAAUGGAGUUCAAAACGUUACCAAAGAAAGAAGAACUUCUUCUUCAAGACUUCAAUGCAAAUGUCAGUGUGCAACAAGUCGUUUUGAAGAAUCAAUUUUACAUUGAAAGUUGUCAACGAAGACAGCAAGUCGAAUUACUUAAUAGUACUUUAAUAGUACCAGAAAACUAUAUAAUUACUAUAACAAGUGACUUGCUGUGUUCCUUUGGAAAGUCUCAGAUGAAGGAACGUGUCACUUUCUAUGACGAAGAAGGGAAGGAAACAGUGAAGGACGUGACACUUUGUACUUUUGACUUAACACAAUUUCAAACCCAUCGAAGUAAUGUUUUUGAAUUUGACAUUUCAAAGGUCUUGGGGGUAUGUGGGAGGACAGAGUGUUACACAGAGAUGUACGACGAGAGUGGAAAAUAUUUGUGGAUGGACGCAAUACGAGGAGACGAUUUUGGGCCUAAUAAAUAUGAGUGUGAGCCAAUUAUAAAAGGCGUCUGUGAUACUAUAGAAGAUGUAUAUAACGGAAUUGUUCAUGUAAGGAUGGAGGAGGGAUUAAUAAGUGUACCAGAAAUAAGAGAUAACGAUGAAAAGAAGCGACAAACAUUGAAAGAAGUCAUUAAAAAAGGAGAAGAAACGGAACUUAAUGCAAGUCUAGUCUUAACUCUGAAAUCGCAAAUUCAAAAUAAAGAAAUCGAUGAAUUGACGAAAGGAAUGAGUGACGAAGAAAGAAGAUCACUUCGAAGAGAAGUUAAUAACAUCUUUUUGAAAAAUGUUAAGCUUCAAGAUAUUCAAAAUAAAUGGAACGAAUUGAAAAGGAAAUACUAA
This is a messenger RNA of Entamoeba invadens IP1, 1932 nucleotides long. RefSeq lists its product as hypothetical. Bases 1 to 1932 code for a protein of 643 amino acids. The record is from RefSeq and is a predicted model, not a curated record. Lineage: Eukaryota; Evosea; Mastigamoebida; Endamoebidae. The transcript has a single exon.